UGCACAGACCCCCCAGCCUCCCCAUCUCUUUGCAGUGCGCCAAGCUUCUGCUGAGACAUGGGGCCACCAUCAACCUGCCAAGUGAGGAUGAUGGGGAGACAGCUCUGCACGUGGCAGCCAGGCACUGCCUCUGUGACCAUGCCUGCCUCUACCUGCGGCAUGGGGCACAUGUCGACACGCGCAGCUCACGGGAGGAGACGGCCCUCAGCAUCCUCUGUGGGCAGGUGCCGGGUGCCGGCGAGGGCUGCCUGCAGCUUUGCCGGCUGCUGGCUGCCCACAGUGCCGAUAUUGAAGCCUGUGAUGAGGUGCAGAGGAGCCCCUUGCACAAGGCAUGCGGGGCCGCCAACACCGGCCUGGCAUGCUUCCUCCUGCGGCAUGGGGCCGACGUCAAUGCCAUCGACUACAACGGCGUCUCCCCGCUGGGCUGCGUGCUGCAGAGUGCUGCCUUCAAGAGAGAGCUGCGGCCCCACCUCACCGUCCAGCUGCUGCUCAACUAUGGCUCCCAGAAGAUAUGGCCCCCUGCAUUCAUCAAGGUGCUGAAGUCCUGCGCAGCCGUGCUGGAAGUCAUCGAAGUCCUCUUCAAUUCCUAUUCGCAAAUCCCUGUCUCUGAGAAGUGGACUGAGGCAGUGCCAGAGGAGGUGUUCCAGCAGCACCAGUUAUUCUACGAGUCCUUUUUCCGGCUGAUGGGCACAGUCCGGUGCCUGCAGCACUUAUGCCGCUCUGCCAUUCGGAAGAAGUUUGGCAGCAAAUGCCAUUGCCUUAUCCUCUUGCUGCCUGUGCCCAAGCCUUUGCACGAUUACCUGCUGCUGGAGUCCGAAGGAGUUGUGCUUUGA
Molecule: messenger RNA, 833 nt
Organism: Leptosomus discolor (cuckoo roller)
Lineage: Eukaryota; Metazoa; Chordata; Aves; Leptosomiformes; Leptosomidae
Source: RefSeq, a predicted model, not a curated record